Closterium sp. NIES-67 is the source of this 1498-nucleotide messenger RNA. Lineage: Eukaryota; Viridiplantae; Streptophyta; Zygnematophyceae; Desmidiales; Closteriaceae. The record is from the annotation of a GenBank genome assembly.
GGUGUACUGGGAACUCAGCUCCUAACGAUCUCCCCAGUUCCACUGAAUUAUUAGAUCGCUUCUUAGAAACGGGCAUCGCGGCUUGCUUAGGCUAUAUUUCGUCGCCUCUGGACAAGAAGCUUAUCUUCCGAAUCCUGUGUUCGACCAUCUGGCUUGAAUCGCGUAGCGUGCGUAUCCAAUCUGCCUUCCUGAAUCUGUCCUCAUGGUGGUCUGCAAAUGUCGUAAGGCCACCAAGCUCUACUGCUUCGUGCACAAGACGCCCGUGUGCUUCGACUGCAUAUGCGCUCCCGACCACCAGCACUGCGUGGUAUGGCAGUACUCGGACUGGGUGAACGACGGCGACUACGACUGGCCGCCGCACUGCGCAGUGUGCAGCGAGUCACUCGAGGAUUCUGACAAGCCCACCAUCCGCCUCUCCUGCCUACACGUGCCGCACUCCGAGUGUCUAAAGAAGCACGUGGAGUCGUUUCCGCCCAACACGGCGCCAGCGGGCUUCACAUGCGCCUCCCCUGGGUGUGGCCUCGAGAUAUGGCCAGCCAGGUCGCACAAGGACUCCGCCACGGCGCUCUACACGCACCUCCGAGCACUCCUGGCGCAGUCGUCUGUUGCUGACGUCAUUCUGAGCACGCCAGCCACCAUCGACCCAGCAGCCACAGCCCAAGCCACAGCGCUCUCAGACAAGCCCGCCCCACCCGCAUUCGCCUCUGGCCCUCUCGCAGCAGUAGGGCGGGCAGGAGAGUCCGCCAAUGCAGGGGCGGAGGGGGAGGGCCGAGGGGAGGCCGGGGGGGCAGUGGAGGAGAAGAAUGGCGCGGAGGGGGAGGGCAGUGGGCCGGGGUCAUCAGCGGCUGCAGCGGCUGUCGCUGCUGCAGCGGCGGCUGCUGCGGCUGCUGCUUUGGCUGGGACUAAACGCCAAUCGCAGCAGCAGGGCGCGGUGAACAUCGCGCGCAGCCGAACAGGCGGGUCGGAUCGCACGGCGGUGGACAUCACAGAAGAGAUCGAGACGGCGUACCGCACAGAUGAGGAGGCGGGCGACAAGAAGUACGCCAGACGAGGCCCGGCCCAUCUGCAGGCGCUGCGGUUCCUGGGCUCGUGGUGGUCCCCUGCGCUGCACGCGCUGCCAGUGACGCUCACCGCGUCGCACUCGCACCGCCGGGACAAGGAGGAGGGCACGGGGGCGCACGAGGAUGGGGGGGCGGCGGGCAGGAGGAGACCCGGGCAGAGACGCAGCGGUGCUGUGGAUCCCAGAAAGCUGCUGCUCAUCGUGGCCAUUGUCUCGUGCAUGGCAACGAUGCUGCUGCUAUACUACCGCCUGGCCCAGGGGGUCAUGUCAGAAGGCGCAUCUACGCUCCCAUAGUCACAGAGCUCAUACACUUUCUAGUCGUCGUGCCUGCAGCCAUUCCAGUUGUCUAGCAGACCAGUGUCGCUUAAAGCAACGAGGAAUGCUUUGAGGAGGAAUUCCUACUGUAGAUAGCUUGCAAUGGCAUCAAUAGUGUCUAUA